Molecule: messenger RNA, 1125 nt
Organism: Mesorhabditis belari
Lineage: Eukaryota; Metazoa; Nematoda; Chromadorea; Rhabditida; Rhabditidae
Source: the annotation of a GenBank genome assembly
AUGUCGCGAGUACCGGUAAGGCAAAUUAUUCCCGGUCGGAGAAACAAAGAGAAUGCAGCCGACUGGAGUGCUGAACACGCGAAUAAGAUAUCAAAGCCUUGGAAGCCAGACGCGGAAAAGAAAGAUAACAAAGGUUGCAAGGCAGGGAUGGCUCCAGGGACGGCUGGGGUGACUGACAUUUCGGCAGCUGCAGCGUUGACGUGCGUUGAUCAAUUUGUCGGUUGGGCCGUUACAUGUGGUAUUGAGGGGAUUCGUCAACAAUACUUGACUUUAAAGACGUAUCAACCUCCGAAUUUCAACGCAAGCUCUUUUCUGGUCAAUCCAACAAAGAACCGCUACCCGGAUGUGCAAUGCUUUGAAGAUACGCGAGUGAAAUUGACGCCCGAGCUGCCCGGAGAAGGCGAUUACAUCCAUGCAAAUUGGUGCAAGCUCGAAGGCCACGAAAAAGUAUACAUUGCUACGCAAGCACCAACCGAGGCAACGAUCGUCGAUUUUUGGCGGAUGUGCUGGGAACAUGAGGUGGUCACAAUUGUUCAACUUUGCAAGAUUUCCGAAGCGAGUAGACAGAAGUGUUCACAAUACUGGCCAGAGAAGCAGGGCGAUUUCAAAAACUACGGCAAAUUUUUCGUCAACAACAAAAAGGUCGAAGUCGAAGAGAAAUUCACGUCGCUCACCAUCGAAUUGCUCCCAGAAGGAUGCUCCGAUAGCCGCAUUAUAAAGUUGAUUCAAUUUGGACAAUGGCCCGACCAUGGCGUUCCACUAAAAGGUAUUACUGUCUUGCGCUUCCUUCGACUCAUUGCCACGGGUGACAAGCUUAUCACCGGCAACAUUGUGGUGCACUGUUCGGCGGGCAUCGGACGAACUGGAACGAUCAUCCUCAUUGAUUGGGUUUUACAACGUCUUUUCAACGGAGAAGGCGCGGAUGUUAUGGAUCUGUUUCGAAAACUGCGUAACCAACGGGCACACGCCAUCCAAAAUGAAGCUCAAUACCUCUUUGUCUACACAACCGUUCUCGACUACAUUUCCACCAAGUAUCCAGGCAAGUACAAGGCCGUGGUCCAGAAGUUACACGAAGAGGGAAGAGGUUUCAUUCAACACGUAAAGGAUGCGGCCGUCGAGAAGCAA